AAACGACACAAACAUGUCAGCGUACGUUCGCCGCGUGGUUUGCGCUGUUUCUUUGGAGAGAGUUUCUUUUUCAAAGACCUUAAACGGCAGUUUCACCGUCGAAUCGAAAAGGUUUGUUCGCGCACUGAGAAGGAAACCUGUCAAAGUGUUGUUUCCUGAAAGUGAGACGAGUAAAUCCUUGAAACCUCCGCAGCAGAAGCGAGAGAAAGAAGCUAAAGAGUUUAGAUCAGACGAUCCGGACGGAGUCAGAAAAUCAGUAAAACGUCAUCAUGUGUCUGAAACAAUGGAUCAGACUGAAGAACUGCGCUUCGAAAGCUCUUUCUCCGGAGAUAAAAGGCUGUCGAGGGUGGUGAGCAUUGUGCGUUCCAGGACAUUUCGGGAGCAGCAGGGUAAAAUUCUGCUCGAGGGCCGGCGUUUGAUCUGCGAUGCCCUGGAGGCCGGGGCGCAACCUCAGAUGGUGUUUUUUAGCAGAGUGGAGCGGCUGAAAGAGCUGCCACAAGACGAGCUGAAAAAAGCCACUAUGAUCAAAGUAAAGUUUGAAGAAAUCAAGAUCUGGUCAGAUGUGGUGGCACCACAAGGGGUCAUAGCCAUAUUUUCACGGCCGGAUCCGUCUCAGCUGGAUUUUGCAAAGUCUGAGCAUUUGGUGCCGCUGUCCCUGAUCUGCGAUAACAUACGUGACCCUGGUAACCUUGGGACGAUCCUGCGAUGUGCAGCUGCUGCUGGAUGUCAUAAUGUCCUGCUGAGCAAAGGUUGUGCUGAUCCUUGGGAGCCUAAAGUCCUGCGUGCAGCAAUGGGUGCCCACUUUCGCCUUCCCAUCUUUCCCAAUUUGGACUGGGACAACAUUGAGGAUCUUUUACCUAAACCUGUGACAGUCCACGUGGGUGAUAACUGGCAUUUGUUCGACAGAAUUGAAGAAACUGCACAUCGGGUCAAUACGUCCCACGAACCCUCCAGAAAAGGUGAGCACAGCAGGGUGAGCACCAGGGCCACGCGCUACGAGGAACACGAUUCGGACUCGGAUUACGAAGGGGAAGGAGAUUCGGUUCCCAGAUUGGAGGCCAAGGUGUACCAUGAAAACUGGGCCCAGAGCCCAUCUGCGAUCAUAAUUGGUGGCGAGACUCACGGUCUGAGCGUGGAAGCUAUCCAGCUGGCGGCAAAAACUGCCGGUCAGAGGAUCUUUAUUCCUGUGGUUCCUGAGGUUGACAGCUUGAAUUCAGCCAUGGCAGCCAGUAUCCUCCUGUUCGAGGGCAGGAAACAACUCUUAAAACUCAUGGCCACAUCUGGAAGGGAACGGAAAAAUGACUGACCCAAACACUCCACACCUCAAACUACGACUCAUAUAACACAACCGGUAGCUCGCAAAGUCAUUCCGCCUCCAAAAGCUCAGAUCACAUCUGGUAGUCUGCAGAACUUUAAAAGAAAUAUCCAGACCAGAGUUUCAUUUAUCAGUGUUAUGUACAAACAGAAAUGUGCUUUGUUACAAAAAUAAAAUCUUUUUUUUUUUUUGAGUAACUUCAGAAGCUUUUCGAUGCAAUGGCAAUGUUGAAAGUGAGAUUUUGCUGAAUUUGAAUGGUUAAAGUGACAAAGUGGUUCAUAAAACUUGGAAUAUUCAAGGGUUUUUGUCACUUCAGAAAGUAAAUAUUUUAAAUAUGUAUGUUUGUCUCAUUAUAUAUUAAAGUUUCCAGCUUAAACAACAAAUUAGGUCUAGUGCUAAAAAAUAUUUAAAAUAUUUCAUAACAUCAAACCAUUAAAGUUAUAAUACAUAAAUGUCAAGCUCCCAAGAUGCAUGUUCACUUAUACACUCAGUUCUUCAUUGUAGCUCCUUUAGUAACAAUUAUGGCAUCAGUGUGGCGUGGAGGCGACCAGUCUGUGCCACUGUGGAGGUGUUAUGGAAGUCCAGGUUGCUUUGAUAACAGCCUUCUGCUAGUCUCUCAUCUUCUGCUUGAUGGUACCCCCAUAGGUUCCAUCUGGGGUUCAGGUCAGCCAAGUCAGUUGGGUAAUAGUCAAGUUUGACAGUGUGGGCAGGUACCAAAUCCAGCUGGAAAAUGAAAUCGGCAUCUUCAUAAAGCUUGUCAGCAGAUGAAAGCAUGAAGUACAUGAAGGGGGAACUGUGCUUUUUCAGUGGUGGCGUUAUGGAAUGAGCUGCCCACUCAUAUCAAAAUGGCCCCCACCCUGGAUACUUUUAAAUCUCAUUUAAAAACUUUUUAUUCCAUGGCUUUUAAUACUGCAUGAGUUGCAUGGUCUGUUUUUAUCUUCUGUUAUCUAUCUUUAUAUUCUAUUAUCUUGUUUUAUCUUAUCUGAUAUCUUUGUUUUUAUGUAUUUAAGCUACUGUAUUUUAACUUUUUUAUACUUUAUUUGUUGUGCAGCACUUUGGUAACCUUGUUUCUUAAAAUGUGCUAUACAAAUAAAGAUGCAUUGGAUUGGAUAUUCUAAAAUCUCCUGGUAAAUGGCUGUGCUGAAUUUGGACUUGACAGGACACAGUGGACCAACGCCAACCGAUGACAUGGCGCUUCAAAUAAUCACUGACUGUCAAGACUUCACACUGGACUUGAAGUAACUUGGAAGCAUAUUUUCCUGCAACACUUCCCUUCUGGUAAACUUCCCAUGAAUGUGCUUUGAUACAGCACUCUGAACAGCAAGCCUUUCAGCAAUCGACCGUCUGUGGCAGGCCGUCGUUUUGGAAGGUGCCUGUGAGUGUACCCACUCAACUGUCAAGUCACCAGUCUUCCCCAUGAUUGUGGUUGUGUGUACUGAACCAGACAUUCAUGGUAUGUACACUGCAGAAAUAGUGAAUUACUCACUUGAAAUAAUUAAAACAUGACGACAACAUCUUUGUUGCUGGUUGAGAAGGCUGUAAGAUGAACUUGUAUUAAAUAUUUAGUCUGCAGUGAUUUGGUGUUGAGUAAUCAUGCAGCGAAGGCCAGAAAUGUUAUCUCAAGUAAUGUAACGGAGCUAAAAAUGAAAUUGUUC
Molecule: messenger RNA, 2970 nt
Organism: Thalassophryne amazonica
Lineage: Eukaryota; Metazoa; Chordata; Actinopteri; Batrachoidiformes; Batrachoididae
Gene: mrm3a
Product: mitochondrial rRNA methyltransferase 3a
Exons: 4
Coding region: 14-1306 (430 amino acids)
Biological process (GO): RNA processing
Molecular function (GO): RNA methyltransferase activity; RNA binding
Source: RefSeq, a predicted model, not a curated record